Molecule: messenger RNA, 2721 nt
Organism: Stylophora pistillata
Lineage: Eukaryota; Metazoa; Cnidaria; Anthozoa; Scleractinia; Pocilloporidae
Biological process (GO): cell fate specification; positive regulation of DNA-templated transcription; regulation of transcription by RNA polymerase II
Cellular component (GO): chromatin; nucleus
Molecular function (GO): RNA polymerase II cis-regulatory region sequence-specific DNA binding; DNA-binding transcription factor activity, RNA polymerase II-specific
Source: RefSeq, a predicted model, not a curated record
CUAGGGUUUAUUACCAGAAGCAAUGAAAGUUCUUUUGCAAAACAAGGAGUUGUGGCAGAGAUUCAGACAGCAUCAGACAGAGAUGAUGAUCACAAAGUCCGGCAGGAGAAUGUGCCCAAUUAUCUCACUGAAGUUCGAGGACCUUACUCCGCGUCAAUUUUAUACAGUUAUGAUAGACUUUGUAUUGAUGGAUGAGUACAGAUAUUCCUUUGACACGAGAACUAAUACCUGGGUACCUUACUGCCGUGAGUUACCGGCUGAGGAAGGCUAUGCCAAAGUGUUUGUUCAUCCAGAAACGCCUUGGAAUGGAGCCACUCUCAUGAUGAACGGGCUCACCUUUAAAACACUGAAGCUCACGAACAGUUUUAAAACGGCGGAAAAAUCACCACAGGCGAUUCUUCUUAGCACGAUGAGGCGAUACACGCCCCGUAUUCACGUAUUAGAAAGUCCCAAUGGAAUUUACUUUGAUUAUAAAUUGAGAAAAGAGUUCUACUUCUCUGAGAUGGAGUUUAUGGCUGUGUCUCAGUACAGAAACAAGAAUAUCACCGAACUCAAAAUAGACGCCAAUCCAUUUGCCUCGGCUUACAGAAGAGACGGAUUACACGGUCAAGCUAAAAGACGCCGCAUGGAAAGUCAGGUUACGUGUGGGGACGAGAGAACCUCGGAUGAUGGUCCACCGUCCAGUAGUUCAAGUGUCCAGGAUUUUAUUGUCAACGGAGACGAGUUAGAUAAAGAAAGUAACCAGUCAUCUUCAAACGAACAUCCUGAAGAAUCUUCGCUUGAAGAAAGCUUCAUCCCUAACGAGAAAAAAGCUCUAGGGAUAAACUUUUUCACACCCAGUCAGCAAGGAAUCAGCAAAGCUCUACCAAACGUAAACAGCUCAACUCGAGCCGAGUUGAAUAGCCAAGAACAAGCAGGAAUAAAUAGCCAGGAAGAAAUACUAUCCAAUGUGUCACCAGUCACUCAAAAUCAAACCCAAAGUGAAACUAGUGACAACGAGUCGAAUCUUGUGUGCGAAGAAUCCCGUGAAUGGAUGUGGGGAUUUGACCACCAGAUGUUAGCGAGAUAUGAAUUUGAAAACUCCAUUGAAAGAAGCCAGAGAGCCAGCCAUGGUCCUCGAUUGCAAAAUGCCGAUUACGCCAAAGAGUCCUUUAGCGAUGAAACUAAAACAAGAGUGAGUAGGAGGAAAAAGUAUGUGCCUAGAAGGCUUCAAAGAAGGGAAGAUCUGUCUUCACUAAACACCUGUUCUGCUUCAAAGAACGAAGAAGAAACAAACGAGGGCGAAGCAGUGGAUAUACAGAACUUAAACGAAGAGAGUGUUAAGUUAUCACAACCGAGUAACACCCACAGCGACGAUGAUACAAUACAAUCUGUAUCUACAAGGUGCUCAGAAGAAAUUGAAAGGACACCCAUCGCACGUUGCGGUUCACAUCAGCCAGAGACAGUCAAUUCCUACGUGGACGCUGUGUUGCCAUCCAGUGUUAGGACUAAAUCAGGAGUUUUGUUUGUGAUUGGUCAGAAUGCGUCACAGUCGGCGAGCAGUGUAGCCGACGAACAAGUGGCUGGUGUCACCAGUUCUUCUACAAGGACAGAGGACCUUACAGGCUCUUCUCUUGAUGCAUUGAUUGUGUUGUGUUCAAAAGCCGGGAUGAAUACGCUGGGCAACCGAGAUUUAACCGAAAUUAUAAAUAGCCAAACAGUUAUCAAUGCUUCACUAGAAGCAGACGAAGUGGUGAGUUCAGAAAGUAGCGGUUCUACUUUGCGUAAGGAAACAGAAGAAACAUCGACUGAUUCUUCCAUUCGUCAGCUUUCUGAAGGAUCAAAUAGUACCUCCUCAAUUUCUCUGACCCCUCAGACUGUUGAACAAAAGACUGUAGGGCCCUGUGUCGUCUCAAUGUCGUCUCAGUACAAUGGACGUGCGUCAACAUCCCAGGCAACAGUGUCUACUUUUGCAGUCAUCAAGAGUAGCGGGAGUACUAUCAUAGCCGACCCAAUAAAUCAGACACCGAAAGUUACCGACGUUCACCGACAGUCACCGACAGUUACGGUUGAAUGUCGGGGGGGCGCCACUGCGGUGACAACAUCUUGUGUCGAGAAACCUUACCCUGUGAUCGUUGAGACAUAUUCAAGGUCUCAUGUGUCGAAUACUUCCAAUCGCGGACAACAACUGGACAGAAAACAAACGAGAUACAAACAUAUCGCUCCUGCUCCCAGCAAGUCAAUAAACGCCAGUUUUGAUGAGCCCGCGUGCAAUGCUCCUGUGACUAGUAGUGAUUGUAAUAGCGGGAUUCUUUAUCCCACAAUAUUGGAUACUUUCACUCUGGCAAAUUUUGAUGGACUCAAUGCUGCAGAGAAACCAGAUUUGUAUUUCAUUCCACCUUAUAACUCACCCCUGCCCGAAGUUAAUCAAGGAUAUGCUUUUGCGCCAUAUCGUUUUGGUGUUACGCCUGUGGAAAAAAACUUUAUGCAGGAAUUUAGGUUGGAGAAAUUCUACUCGUUUUCUUCAGCAAGAGAAUUUGUGAAGUCUCCCGUUCGACCUCAAGCUCGCCACUACAAAACGACCCGCACAAACUUUAGCCGACUAAGCCUUGAACCUAUUUGUAGCGUGAUUCAUCCGCUGAAAGGAUCCAUAUUACCGUCUCUAUCUGAUAAUUCUGCCAUCAGUGAAGUUUCAGCUCAAAAAGCAUGGGGAUGGCGGAGUUGAUAGGUUUGAUAGAUAAC